Messenger RNA from Enhydra lutris kenyoni (northern sea otter), 994 nucleotides. RefSeq names its product homeobox C5. The transcript is spliced from 2 exons. The coding region runs from base 34 to 702 and encodes 222 amino acids. Gene Ontology annotation, cellular component: nucleus. The record is from RefSeq and is a predicted model, not a curated record. Gene Ontology annotation, molecular function: DNA-binding transcription factor activity, RNA polymerase II-specific; RNA polymerase II cis-regulatory region sequence-specific DNA binding. Lineage: Eukaryota; Metazoa; Chordata; Mammalia; Carnivora; Mustelidae. Gene Ontology annotation, biological process: regulation of transcription by RNA polymerase II; embryonic skeletal system morphogenesis; anterior/posterior pattern specification.
GGGUGCAGAAAUUUUUUUUGGGCCCUCCCCGCCAUGAGCUCCUACGUAGCCAAUUCAUUCUAUAAGCAGAGCCCCAAUAUCCCUGCCUAUAACAUGCAAACUUGUGGGAACUAUGGAUCGGCCUCAGAGGUGCAGGCAUCCAGGUACUGCUACGGUGGAUUGGACUUAAGCAUCACUUUCCCACCGCCUCCGCCUUCCAACUCUCUCCACGGGGUAGACAUGGCUGCCAACCCCCGGGCUCACCCCGACCGCCCCGCCUGCAGCGCCGCGGCCGCUCCGGGACACGCUCUGGGCAGAGAUGAAGCGGCUCCUCUGAACCCCGGGAUGUACAGUCAGAAGGCGGCUCGCCCAGCGCUGGAGGAGCGAGCUAAGAGCAGUGGGGAGAUCAAAGAGGAGCAGGCGCAGACAGGGCAGCCCGCCGGACUGAGCCAGCCACCGGCCCCGCCACAGAUUUACCCGUGGAUGACCAAACUGCACAUGAGCCACGAGACGGACGGCAAGCGGUCCCGAACCAGUUACACGCGCUACCAGACUCUCGAACUGGAAAAAGAAUUCCACUUUAACCGCUACCUCACUCGCCGCAGGCGUAUAGAGAUCGCCAACAACUUGUGUCUCAACGAGAGACAGAUCAAGAUCUGGUUCCAGAACCGCAGGAUGAAGUGGAAGAAGGAUUCCAAAAUGAAAAGCAAAGAGGCUCUUUAGAGGCAGCGGGGAGGCCCGCAGAUAGCACCCCGAGCCCGCUUUGGUCCCCGCGCCUUUCCUUUUCGGUUUUCCUCUCUAUAAUUUGGGGGCAAGGACGGGGGCGGCAGCACCGGCUCCGGGGCCUCACAGACAAAAGCUCUUUCCCUUGGCAUUCCGCAUCCCCACCGACCCCUUUCCCGAGGGGCUAUCCGCGCUGCUUGGACUCCCUCCAGUUCUGCUCAGCACCAGGGGAGGGUGGCGGGCAGGGCAAGCUCUGCGGGGGUUCCCCAGAGGGCUUUGGGAUCCCGGUUGG